AUUGGUGAACAAAUUAGUAGACGUACGGCCGGUAAACGCUAAAGAACGCAGUGGUGGCUGAGUGGUUCAUUCAGUGGCUGAACAGGAUUAAGAUUAGCUGUUCCAUUGAGUGGCAAGUGGCAAGUGGCAAAUGUCAAGUGCAACAGUUGCAACAACGACAAGCAGCAUGAAGAACAGUGAAAACACCAACAUGAACUCCAAAUAUGAGAACAUGAAGAUCAUAUACAAUCGCAGUAAAAUCGGUUGGUAUUGGGCACCUCUCUUUGUGGCCUUCUGGUUUCUGCUCUACUAUUUGGUUGUGAUGCCCAGUUUCCAUCGCAUGCCACCUCUGAAAACUCUGCAGGAUGAGCAACAGGAACCAGGUCAAUUUAUUGGAGAGCGUGCGGAGAGCACACUACUAAAGUUGACAAAGAUCGGGCCCAAAGUUGUGGGCAGUGCGGCCAAUGAACAAGUCGCUGUCCAGUUGCUGCUUGGAGAGAUCAGCGACAUCAUUGACGGCGCUCGCACAGAUCUCUUUGACAUUCAGAAGGAUGUGCAAAUUGCCUCUGGCAAUUAUCUGCUCUGGUCCAUGGUGAAUGUGUAUCAGAGUGUCCAGAAUGUGGUCGUCAAAGUCUCUCCCAAAAAUGCGACCAGUGAGGCAUCUCUGCUGAUCAACAGUCACUUUGACUCCGUUCCAGGCAGCUCUGGUGCCGGAGAUUCGGGUAUGAUGUGUGUCAUCAUGCUGGAAGUUCUGCGUGUGAUCACCAAGUAUGAGACGCCUCUCAGUUACUCGUUGGUCUUUCUAUUUAAUGGCGCCGAGGAGAAUCCCCUACAAGGCUCACAUGCAUUCAUAACUCAACAUCCCUGGGCAAAGAAUGUGCGGGCUGUAGUCAAUUUGGAUUCAGCUGGCAGUGGCGGACGCGAGAUUCUCUUUCAGUCUGGUCCCGAUCAUCCUUGGCUAAUGAAGUACUAUGGAAAAAACGUCGCUCAUCCAUUUGCCUCAACAAUUGGCGAGGAACUGUUCCAAAAUGGCUUUAUUCCCUCGGAAACAGAUUAUCGCAUAUUCCGCGACUUUGGAAAAAUACCUGGUCUCGAUAUGGCUCAGGUAUUGAAUGGUUAUGUCUAUCACACAAAGUACGAUCGUUUCAAUAUAAUACCAAGACGUACUUAUCAAUUGACUGGCGAUAACCUUCUGAGCUUGAUCAAAGCUUUGGGUAAUGCUCCCGAACUGGAAGAUCCUGCAAAAUAUGCCGAGGGUCAUAUGAUAUUCUUCGAUGUGCUGGGCUGGUUCUUCAUCUAUUAUCCAGAGGAUGUCGGUGUUAUUAUCAACAGCUGCGUCUGUGUCUUGGUCCUUAUUACGAUCGUGGUCUAUAUCUGGAGUAUGGCCAGCAAUACGGGAAUGUUCAGGCGUCGCAUCUUUGCCAAGUUUGGCAUCUUGGCCGCACUUCAGUUGUGUGGCGUUUGCUUGAGUCUUGGCCUGGUCAUUGCUAUAGCCUUUUUCCUGGAUGGUGUUGGUCUGUCCAUGUCCUGGUUCUCACAGACUUGGAUGAUCUUUGGCUUGUACUUCUGCCCCAUGUUCUUUGGCCUUGGCAUUCUGCCCGCUAUCUACUUCAGCCGCACCAAGGAGCAUGGUUUACCACUUGGUUAUGGCAUUCAACUGCUAAUGCACUCACACUGUUUAAUUCUGACUGUGAUCACAAUUCUGAUGAUAUGCUUUAAUAUACGCUCCGCCUUUAUUUUGCUCAUUUGCAUUGGUUUCUACACGAUUUCAGUUCUCAUCAAUAUGGCCACAUGUGCCCACAAAUCCAAUUUCUUGUGGCUAAUACCGCAUUGUAUCUGCCAAAUUCUGCCCUUCAUGUUUUACGCCUACUGUUGCUAUGCCUUCUAUGUUGUAUUUGCUCCGAUGCAGGGACGGGAAAGUGCCUCGAAUCCAGAAUUACUGAUUGGAGGAUAUACGGCAUUAUUCUGUUUACUGUUGGCUCCUUUCCUGGUGCCCUUACUCUGUCUGUUCCGCAAAUCCAAGACCAUCAUCUCACUCUUCGGCGUCUGCACGCUGAUCUUCAUUAUCUUGGCUGCCACACCUGUUGGCUUUCCCUAUGUGGAGAAGACUGCGGUUCAACGAUUCUUCUCUGUGCACACGACACGCACCUUCCACAAUGGCGAUGCUGCCAACUCAGUAAACCACACAGACUCGGGAUACUACGUAAUGCCCGUCGACAGGCAUCCCAAAUCACUGGAUAGCAUUCUCUUUGAGAAUACAGAAUAUACCAAAGCCAAUCGUAGUGAUUGUGAUACGGAAAUCAUGUGUGGAUUCCCCAUUUACAGCACGCGUUGGGUAAAGGCUGUACCUAAUGGAUAUUGGAUACCUGGUCCUGAGCCAAACAAAGACUAUCUUCCCAGCCUGAGAAUUAUUAGCAAAGAAAGCACUUCGGAUACGAAUGUUAUGUUUACAUUAGAGGUUUCUGGGCCGGAUCACACAAGCAUAUUUAUUGAGCCCAUGAAAGAUGCCAAGCUGGUGGAUUGGACCUUCACCAAGGAGCCUUUAGAGAAGAACUUGCCUCCGCCCCACUACAUUUACUGGUCCUAUGCAUUAGAUCCAACACCUCUACGCUUUAAUUUGGAAUUUGAGCGUGACAAUGCCGAGUGGUCGGGAUCAACAUUCAGGAUCGCCAUAAUGGGACACAGAAUACACGACGACAUGUUUAUAGAGGAGGAUUACAGGGAGCUACUAGCCAAGUUCCCGCCUUGGGCGCAUGUGAAUUCAUGGAUUGGUUCCUACACCAGCUGGCAGCUCUAAGAGCAGCUGAAAUGUUUAACAUUUGAUAUUACAACUCACUUCCCAGUAUCCACUACCCACUACCCACUACUCAUUAUUCACUACUCAGUACUCAUAUUUUCUAUGAUUGCCAUGAUGUUUAAACUGUUGUUAAGUUUUUGAAUUCAUCAUACUCAGAGCUGAAAUUUAUAUCCAACGAACAAAGUGUUUUAAACCACGACACGUAUUGUAUUUAAAUUAAAGAACUAGAAUUUAACUUGAACAAUUGCAAAAGUCCAAAACUAAAUUACAUUAAA
This is a messenger RNA of Drosophila innubila, 3051 nucleotides long. Its product is annotated as endoplasmic reticulum metallopeptidase 1. The record is from RefSeq and is a predicted model, not a curated record. Lineage: Eukaryota; Metazoa; Arthropoda; Insecta; Diptera; Drosophilidae. Gene Ontology annotation, biological process: proteolysis. The coding region runs from base 131 to 2776 and encodes 881 amino acids. Gene Ontology annotation, molecular function: metalloexopeptidase activity. The transcript is spliced from 11 exons.